Sitodiplosis mosellana (orange wheat blossom midge) is the source of this 1323-nucleotide messenger RNA. Its product is annotated as putative odorant receptor 85d. Bases 75 to 1034 code for a protein of 319 amino acids. Gene Ontology annotation, biological process: detection of chemical stimulus involved in sensory perception of smell; sensory perception of smell. The transcript has 5 exons. Gene Ontology annotation, cellular component: plasma membrane. The record is from RefSeq and is a predicted model, not a curated record. Gene Ontology annotation, molecular function: olfactory receptor activity; odorant binding. Lineage: Eukaryota; Metazoa; Arthropoda; Insecta; Diptera; Cecidomyiidae.
GUGCGGCAUUUAUUUACGUACAUUGGCCACGAUUUGAGCUGAUUUUCGACCCAUUGCUCAUCAUAUGCGGUAAUAUGCAAUCGAUCGGUAUGUUUUUCACCCUUGGAAUGAAAAUUAAGAAAAUUAAGGCUUUGCAUCUCAAGCUUCAAGAGAUAGUUGACAACGAAGAUCCAGAUGAUGAAUCGUACACAAUCUAUUCGGAAGCUGAGCAAAAGUGCCGAAAGUAUACGCAAAUUAUUUGGUAUUACUUCAUACUUCACGAAUUGCUGUGGCCAUUCGCUUUUCUCUAUCCCUUUUACUGCAUUUACAAGGGACAGCAUGACACUUCAAAAUGGUUUCUACCAUUUUCCCUUUGGGUUCCGUUUAGUACAGAGUCUAUUUUUGGAUGGUAUCUAAUGUGGUUUAUUCAAUUUAACAUGUCUAUUGUGUACAUUACCGUCAUACUAUCGGCAACAGCGUACUUUGUUUCAUGCGCCGUGUACAUUAUUGCUAUUUGUGAUCAUUUUGAGCUGCAAUUCAAGUCGCUGAAGGAAGAUGAGAACAAGAACCGAAACCAAAGUUCUCGACAGCAUCAAAUAAAAAUCAAGAAAGCCAUCGACAUUCACGUUAACGUGUAUGAAGUUUUUCGUAUUUUAGCCGAAAUAAAUAGUGGAGUAAUAUUCUCAUUGCUUCCCGGCAGUGCGCUUUUUCUAGCUUUGACCAUGUUCAAUACAGAAAAUUCGAAUAUCGAUGCCUUGCUAAUUGUUUGGUGCACAGUAUGCAUAACUGGUAGCCUCCUUUGGCCAUUUCUUUUCUGCAAAUUUGCGACGAUCGCAACCAACAAAAUUCAUAAUAUUGGUCUACUUACUCACUCUGAUUGGUUCACAUAUCCAUUGGAUCUUCAGAAAAGUAUGAUUUUGAUCAUUGCUCGAUCACAAGAGCCAAUACAUUUCAGCGGACUCAAUCUAUUUUACUGCAACGUUGAAGUGUUUGGAAAGAUUAUCAAGACAUCCUGCUCAUACUAUUUGAUUUUUCGAAGUGUGACCGAACAUUAAUUCUGGAGCAAGUGGAUCAUCAAGUUUUGAACAUUUUCUUUAAAUAAUUGUUUUUAAGCGUAAAAAUACUUAACGUAUUGAAUCUUAGGCCCGAUUAUAAUGCUCCGGAUAUAAAAUUUAAAAGUUGGUUUUUUCUCUAUCUAGCUAUGUAAUUAUGAUGGAUUUUUUAAUUUUAAGUAAAAAGACAACUCUCCUAUUCACUUUGAACUUGACAACUGAUAUUGAGCUCAAACACCACCUAGAUAAUCUAAGGCUAGUGACAAUACAAUCAAGUAAACUCUCCGUUCUG